Tilletiaria anomala UBC 951 is the source of this 1071-nucleotide messenger RNA. Its product is annotated as epoxide hydrolase N-termina. The record is from RefSeq and is a predicted model, not a curated record. Bases 148 to 1011 code for a protein of 287 amino acids. The transcript has 8 exons. NCBI's taxonomy places the organism in Eukaryota, Fungi, Basidiomycota, Exobasidiomycetes, Georgefischeriales, Tilletiariaceae.
CACAGGACAUGUCACGGAUACUUUGUUCGUUUUGAGAGGGUCUUUGUCGCCCGCUUGUGUUUGUUCGGGCGGGCUUCCUGGCGUAGAACCAAGUGCAAUAGACUGAACUCCGAGGAACCGAUCAUCCGCUGUGGAGCUGGGGGCAUCAUGUCCAACAUCAAGGGCGUCGUCUUCGACAUUGGCGGCGUUGUCGUUGGCAGUCCAAUCGUUGGCAUCAACAAAUACGAGAAAUCUCACGGCCUGCCUCAUCACUACCUCAACCAUGCCAUCACGAUGCGAGGCCAAAAUAGCGCAUUCCAGCGCUUCGAACGGAAUGAACUCGAUCUAUACACUUUCUACGAGCAAUUCGGACGAGAGCUGAGCGAUGCGCCAACGCUGAAUGAGUGGUACCUACAGUACUGCAAGAACCGAGGCAUAGAUGUACCGAGCCUGCCAGAUUCAAUACGGGUCGACGGGCGAGAGCUCUUCGGCAUCAUGAUGCAAGAAUCUCUGAAUCCUGAUCGCAAUGUCCUCACAGCCGUUCGACGGUUAAAGCAAUCAGGCAAAUUCCGCAUUGCAGCGUUGACAAACAACUUUUCGGCCCCGAAGACUACGGAUCCUCGGCCGCAGAAGGGCAAGGAACGAUCGCUGGAAGAGGAGCUUGCGUUCAUCGGGAUGGGCGAGAAGGGCAAGGACCUCAAAGCUGAAUUCGACAUGUACAUCGAAAGUGCCAUCGUCGGCAUGAGGAAACCGGAUCCACGAUUUUUCAAGUACGCACUAGAUCAGCUGCAGCUCAAGCCGGAAGAGACAGUCUUUCUGGAUGACAUUGGCAUCAACCUAAAAGCAGCAGCCUCCCUCGGGAUCAACACAAUCCGCGUCGAGCCGCUCUCUUCUCUCCCUGCGCUGCGCAAGCUCGAGGCAUUCACGGGGAUGAAGCUGGUCGAUGACGAGGUGGCACGAGAAGAGGAGGAGCGCGUCAGGGGAUUGCUCAGACAGAAGCUGAAGGGCACGGACGACAAGGCUAGGCUGUAAGAAUUAAUAUAUGCCAUAUACCUUUCUAUGCGCGUGCGUAGCCCAAGAGAUGCAGAUCAC